CCACAUCUUCGUUGCGAGGUUGUACGAAGAUAUAUUCUCUGCGGGAAUCCAUAUUGGCAAUCCCUCUUAUUAAUGUCCCUCAAUCUGACUGAUUCGGAGAUUCUUUGCUCCGCUGAUAGGGACAGCAUACCGCUAGUGAUAUCGGGCAAAGUCCACCAUGCUAAUCACUCUCGACCUGCUCCUUCUGGCCUAAAUACCCAGACCGCAUCAUCCGUCAUCCAUCGUCAAGAAUGGAGACCAGGUCAAAUAUCGCAGGCCGAACCAGGAACUGCUGUGCGAUGUGCACUGCAGUCUGCACGCCCUUGCUUAAUUAAGGCACCACGGUUGAUCCGACCUUGCCUGGGGCCUGUCAAUCUGCUCCUUGCUGCUGGGAGAGCUUUUGCCCCGCAAAUGGUUUUUAUAAACAGUAGCUAUCCCGUCAUGUUUUCUUUCCUACCUCUCUCCCUCCACUUUUCGCGACCAUGUUUUCCUCGUCGAGUAUUACUUUGCUCCUUGCUGCAGCUUCCGCUGUGUUCGCGCAGUUCGUGCCAGCGCCCACUGAUCUCAUCAAUGCCACUGGGUACAUGAACAUCCCAGUGCGUUACAAGGAAGUGCCUACUGGAAUCUGCGAGCUCGACCCGAAUGUGAAGAGUUAUUCUGGGUAUGUGGAUGUUUCGGAGAACGAGCACAUAUUUUUCUGGUUCUUCGAAUCCAGAGAUGUUGAUCCUUCGGAGGCUCCUUUGACAGUGUGGAUCAAUGGAGGACCGGGAUCUUCAUCUAUGAUUGGACUAUUCCAAGAGCUAGGACCUUGUGGAGUAGAUUACGAUGGCAAUGUUUACUCAAACCCAUAUUCUUGGUCGAACGUCUCGAACAUGAUUUUCAUAGACCAGCCAACACAGGUCGGAUUUUCAUACUCAAUUCCAGUCAACGGCUACGUUGAUGCGUCGUCACAAGCCAUCAUCACACUACCAGAUGCGACCUGCCCUGAUUAUGCUAUUGACUCUGAAAGCUGCGGCACUUACAGCUAUCCCAACCUUACUCUCACCGCAAACACUACAGCCGAUGCAGCUCCAAACUUCUACAAAACUUUGCAAGGAUUCAUGGGUGCUUUCAAGCAGUACUCUCGACACAGUUUUCACUUUGCAACUGAAAGUUAUGGAGGGCACUACGGCCCCAUUUUCAAUGAGUAUAUCGAGGAGCAAAACGCGAAGAACAUCUCUGGGGCCCACAAGAUUUCGUUGAAGACUGUAAUGAUAGGAAACGGGUGGUACAAUCCGUUGAUUCAGUACCAGGCAUACUACAACUUCACCGUAUUCCCUGGAAAUACGUAUGACUACUCUCCUUAUAAUGCUAGCGUCCAAGCUCAAUUAUACAACAACCUUUACGGUGCUGGAAACUGCGUCGACCAGAUCAAUGACUGUGCAUCCCGAGGCAUCGAUGAGAUUUGUGCUGCUGCUGACGCCUUCUGUGCCAAUCUCGUGGAAUCUAUUUACGACAUAUAUCUGCAACGAGAUGAGUACGACGUGCGAGAAUUAAACACCGAUCCUUUCCCAUAUGGGUUUUUCGUAGAGUACCUGAACACCCCAGAGGUCCAAGCAGCUGUUGGUGCAUUUCAGAACUAUACCGAGUCCUCGGAGUCGGUCUACACCGCCUUCACCGCAACUGGAGACGACAACAGAGAAGAUGGAACAAUUGAGGCAGUAGGGAAGUUGCUCAAGCAGGGCCUUACAGUUAUGUUGUAUGCAGGCGAUGCAGAUUACAAUUGCAAUUGGCUAGGAGGUCAAGUAGUAGCCCAUGAAAUUGACGCACCAGGGUUCGACUGCGCAGGCUAUGUCAAUUUAACCACGUCCGACGAUAUCGUUCACGGCCAGGUAAAACAAGCCGGGAAAUUCUCGUUCGUCCGAAUCUAUGAAUCUGGCCAUGAGGUCCCGUUUUACCAGCCAGUUGCUGCACUUGAGAUCUUCGAGCGCGCGAUCAACGGCAAGGAUAUCGCGACUGGCAUGGUCAAGCCAGACGCUUCAUAUCUUACUGAAGGAACUGCUGAGAGCACAUACAGGGAAGGCAACGCUACCAUUGUGAUUGUGGACCUACCCGCCAAUGCAACAUACAACACUACCUUGAAUGGACCCAAUCCGACCAAGCGAGACUUGCAAGACAUGUCCGAAGUGAAGAGAGGAUCUGGCCUCUUGAGACUUGGAAAAAGGUUCAAGCCUGGUGGAAAGUAGAAGAAGAUGGAUAUGGUAUUAUGAUUCAUGAUGCACAAAAUAGCUCUUCAGAUAGAAUCAGAUAAUAUAAAUGAUAAUGGUCUUGAAUUGCCU
This is a messenger RNA of Mollisia scopiformis, 2297 nucleotides long. Its product is annotated as alpha/beta-hydrolase. Gene Ontology annotation, molecular function: serine-type carboxypeptidase activity. Lineage: Eukaryota; Fungi; Ascomycota; Leotiomycetes; Helotiales; Mollisiaceae. Bases 462 to 2204 code for a protein of 580 amino acids. The record is from RefSeq and is a predicted model, not a curated record. Gene Ontology annotation, cellular component: fungal-type vacuole. The transcript has 8 exons. Gene Ontology annotation, biological process: proteolysis.